This is a messenger RNA of Topomyia yanbarensis, 2032 nucleotides long. RefSeq lists its product as uncharacterized. Bases 1550 to 1945 code for a protein of 131 amino acids. The record is from RefSeq and is a predicted model, not a curated record. The transcript is spliced from 4 exons. Lineage: Eukaryota; Metazoa; Arthropoda; Insecta; Diptera; Culicidae.
AAUCGUCACGGCCAGCGGUGAGGGGGCCCUGCAAGAAAGAAAGAAAAAAAUAAGAAAAUAAAAUGGCGAUCUUUGCGUGUUGUUCAUUUCGGAUCGGUGCGACUGUGAACGGAUUUUUCGAUUGAAAUCAAUCCACGGGUCCACGAUUUGGCCGUUAUAGUGGGUGCAUACGAACCAGGUACCUCCGGGGCCAUUGUUAGUUUUGCUCUGUGACCAUCGCGGAACGAGCCGGAAGUGGAAAUUCAACGGCGACUGUUGUGUGUGAUUCUGUAAGUGGGAAAGUUUUUCGAGAUUUUUGCUGACGAGAGAAGGAAUUUUUUUUUGGUUGGUUAGCGAGCGAACGACCCCAUGAGCACGAAGGAGUAAGCGAGAGCGGUUGUGGGUACGCAACGUAACAACGGGGAGGGCCUUGAGAGUGCGGACGGGCUUUUUUUUGCUAGUGAAAAUAGUCGCGAUUAAAAAUCGGCACACACAAACAUUCGACAGACCGAGUGAGUGGAAAAAUUGAAUCGCGGAUUUGUGGUGUGGAUGAUUUUGAGUCGCGCAGGAAGUGAUUUUUUACUCAGCUAGUGGUAUAGUUCCGAGUGCAGUGGUUAUCGUACCGGAACCGCUUUCCGGAAUACGCCACGGGGACGGUAGGCCAAUCAAACGCUUGUGAAAUAGAAGUGUGAGGAAGACGAAUUGCGGACGGGGCUCUGUUCGGUAGAUCGGCGAGAGAGUGAGGGAGACGGACUGACCGAAGGGGGUUUUUGUUUUGGACUUCAACUGGUGACAUUUUUUCGAAACGCAAAAAAAACAAUCACAAUCGGUCGUAGUUGGUUUGGACGAAAAGUCGGCAGGAAAUCGUGAAGAAAAACAAAGGAUUUUUCCUCCGAAGAAAAGUUUGGAUGUUUCUGAAGUUCCGAGUGCGGCGUCAAGAUGCGAACAGAUGCACUCGUCGACUUCAUCGAACCGACCGAGCUACUGACGACGACGACGACUGACGCAGUGGUAACGUCCAUCGCCCGGCUACGGUCGUGGUCAGCAGCAGCAGCAGCAGUGGCAGCACGGUGGCAGGAGAACUGCAGCCGGUUGCAAUAGUAGUAGCGCAGUGUGAGUGCAUCAGUUUUGUGUUUGAUUUUUUUUAUUGUGUCGCCUGCCCUAGCUUACGAAACUGGGGCAGAUUGUGCUCCCUUAUUCGGCAGGCCUCUUUCCACUACAUGUCGCACCGUGUGUGGAUGCAGAAUAUAGAGGAAUUGUAGUUCAAGUGAAACAGAAAAAAAUAUUCGAGAAGAAUCAAACCAACUACCGGUUAUAGUUGGAGCAGCAUAAGUUUGAGUACAUUACGGGUACACCGAACGGGGGGCAUCAGGGGGGAAAAACAAGAAUUAAUCCCUUGUCUGCCAGCUAGAGAGAAGGAAAAAUUUCUCAACUCUUGUUAAGGUGCAAAACAAACAAUCAAACUCUUCCAGUGGUGGAUGCCAGCAACGGUCCUGGCCAAAGCAGAUAGUAUGAUAAUCAAGGACGGAAAGAUUCGCUUUCCGUUGUAAUAUAUAGUGCAAGAUGAGCAAUGAAAAGUGGUAGGAAUCUGUACUCGUUCAGUUCAGUAGCAGGUGGUGGUACGUUUUCCGCGUCCGGUAUAGUUUCGGGAGUAGGAGCAGGAAACAGUUUGCCAGGAUCGUCGAUUGGAUCGUCGUCUUCAUCGUCGUCGUCGUCCUUGUCCGCUGCGUCGCUGCAGUCGACGGGAGGCGGAGGAGGUGAUUCGGAUAUGAAAAAAUCGCAGAAACCAAGGCACGAUGAGCAGGACAGCAGGAUGGAGCGCAGAGAACGCGACAAGCAGGCACGAGCUGCAGUGCUACAGGCCGAACGUGACGCGGAACCAGCAGCACCGAUAUUUGCCGCUCCGGUUAAAGUGGUAAGCAAUUUUGCAAUCAAUUCAAUUAUUUCAUCCGCAAUGCGUAAGUAAAUUGAAAUCCGAAAUUUAUAAAAUUCAGUAUCAGAAAUCAGAAAGAUUAUAUAUAGAUAAAGAUAUCUUAAUCGAAUCGUCCCGCUU